Messenger RNA from Paramisgurnus dabryanus, 5222 nucleotides. It is a transcript of the gene tbx6, whose product is annotated as T-box transcription factor 6. Gene Ontology annotation, cellular component: chromatin; nucleus. NCBI's taxonomy places the organism in Eukaryota, Metazoa, Chordata, Actinopteri, Cypriniformes, Cobitidae. Gene Ontology annotation, molecular function: RNA polymerase II cis-regulatory region sequence-specific DNA binding; DNA-binding transcription factor activity, RNA polymerase II-specific. Gene Ontology annotation, biological process: somitogenesis; morphogenesis of embryonic epithelium; cell fate specification. The record is from RefSeq and is a predicted model, not a curated record.
CUUUCAUGCAUAUUACACAUUGGAAUGUUGUUGUUCACGGUCAAGGAAUAUUUUUUCUAGCGGAAUGAAUGCUUUUAUUGAUUUAACUUCAUGAAAGUUGAACUAAUAAAUUUUUUUACUUAAAAAUUGUGUGGUAACCGUUUUAUAGAGGCAAUAAGUAAUGGCUGAAGGGGUUGCAGGCACUCCGCUUUGUGUCAUGCCUAACAACACCCUUCAGCCGUUACUUAUUCAUGAUACAGCACAGCCUCUCGUACCUUAUUGCUUACUUAAAAAAAAAUUUGUCUUAAAAGUAAGGUAUUAACAAAUUAGUCUUUUAUAGUACCUUUAUUGGUAUGAUCAAUGAUAGAUAUUAAAGAAUUCACUGAGAUGAUGCCAAAAAAUCAUGAAAAUCAGUUUAGCAAAAUCUUUUGUGAACCAACAGCAUGCAAAAAAAGCAUCCUUGAAAGCAGGUGUUAAUCUGGGGUUGUUUUUUAAAACACAUUUUGAUGUUGUGUCAGAAUCCUUGUUUACCUUUGAGACCAAACUGCAGCAGUAAGACCAAACUGUGUGUUACAGGCGUCCACGCCUCACCACCAACCGAGAGCAGACAUUGAACUGAACAGAGAGCAAAUGUUGAAUUAAAAUAGAAAUGUUACAUAAAAAAUUAAGUCUAUUUACCAACUGGACAAUAGUAAGCUUUGUCCAUAUGUACUUUCCAUCAUACAACUUCACAAAGCAUUUUCAUUUUGGUAAUCUUUUACAGCAUCUUAAGCUAACUUACGGUAGUUUUGCUUAAAUUUCCAUGAAACCAAGAUCCAGAACCAUAUGGAAUUGACUCUUUUCUGAGAACGGACGCACUCUUGAAUCAUCAUGCUUGUCUCCAACUUCUGUUACAGCUUAAUUUUGGCAUUCGGCCAUGUUUGCAUUGUAAUGUGACAUUGUAUAUUUACAUGUUAUAUAACUAAAAACAUUUUCACUCAGGUGUUAAAUAUGUACAAUUUAAUCAGUAGGCCUAGGUAUUUUAUAUUAUUUUGAAUCUGUCAUCAUCUCAGCUCCUGUGGCCUCAUGGGAUUGAAAAGUAUUUAUCUGAUGAGCACUUCACAAUCACGGCAAAAACAGUCGGUCACUGGGUAUUUCUUCGUUUCAUGAAUACUGAACUGUAAAAAAUACUUUGCUGCCUUAAUUUUUUUGUUAAAUCAAUUCAGAUUUACAAGUCAUGUCAACAGAGAUGAGUUGUCACAACUUGUAAAAUAUAAUUGAGAAAAUAUAAUUUUUACAGUGUGAAGAUUGUGACAUGUUAUUCAUUUUAAAUACACUCUUAAAAAUAAAGGUGCUUAAAAGGUUCUAAACAGCCAUGUAAGAACCAAUCUUGGAAACAUAAGCGUGGGUUUUACAUGCUACGUAAAAAUGCAGCAUUUUUGUCAAAUCAAAAUAUGUUUUUAAAUUUAUUUAAAAAAUUAAGUUAAACAAUUUCAACUUGUUUUUAUAAGUUAUGUCAACUUAUCACAGCCCAAAAUUAAAAAUAGCAAGUUGCUUUCACCGUGUGCAUUCCUUGUUACACUCAAAUUCUUAAGUUUAAUCAACUUAAAUGUACAAAUAAUUUCAACUUUCUUGACUAGUUAGGAGUCGCUCUAAAUUAGUUGAGUUAGCUUACGUUAUUUCAACUUUAUUUUUAUAAUUUAUAGCAACUCCUCACUAAUCAAUGAGGUUAACAUGAAUUGAUUAAUAUAAGUUGAUUAAACUUAAAAGUUUAAGUGCAACAAGGAUUUUUUUCUCAGUGUAGGGUAAAUUCAGAUGUGGGGUCUGUCUGUAAAUAUAACAGCUUCUUUGGAUUUCUGUCAUAGAUUUAGUGGUACAACACUAAAAGAAAAGUUGGCCUGACAGUUUUGUUCAUCCAUUAUCAGUCUAUGUCUAUGAGAAAGAGCUUGUAUUUACUUAACACGUGUUUUAAGAACAAUGGUGCAGGACCCAAGAGAUGAAGCCUGGAGAAACAGAAGAAAAGGGAGGACGUGUGAAGACCUCACCAUUUGGCAAAUGUGUGAAGGUACACUCACCUAUAUAAUACACGCAGAGACAAACGGAGAGGCAUUAGAAGAAAAGAUACAGAAGCGAACAGUCAUCCUUUGGAAUAUUUGAAACGCAAAGGAAACCUUUAAACCAUUUAAACAGCAUUGCUUUACAAUGAGUGAGGUGCUGAUUUGAGAAACCAGAAAGCAAGUAGAAAAGGACAUCCACCAAAAAAAUGCUAGGUGUGGAAAUGUAUCCUAGUUUGGCUCUGGGACCACAGAGACUGGGCGACUGCUUUUACAGAGAUCGUGAGCCGUCAGCACAUGUGCCGUUAUACCCAACAACAUGUGACAUGGCUGCUCGUGGCCUUCCUCCGCGGCUGCUGCAGCCGCCUCCUGCCACUGUCGAGACACCUGGGAAUCCUCAGGAUACUGUCAAAAUGGAACUUGAGAAUGCAUCAUUGUGGAAGCAAUUCAGUUCAGUUGGCACCGAGAUGAUUGUUACAAAGAAGGGCAGGAGAAUGUUUCCACAGCUGCGAGUGAAAUUGUCAGGAUUGAACCCAUCACUGCGUUACAUUCUUCUUUUGGACAUUGUACCUGUCGAUUCCUCUCGCUACCGUUUUCAGGACAACAGCUGGCAGGUUGUAGGUGGGGCAGAGGCUCGGCUACCAGACCGCGUCUUUAUCCACCCAGAUUCACCUGCGACUGGAGAGCACUGGCAGAACCGAACCAUAUCUUUCCACCGGGCCAAGCUCACCAAUAACACAUUAGACGCACAAGGAUAUGUCAUCCUCCACUCCCUCCAUCGAUACCAGCCACGCAUCCAUGUGAUUGAAGCACGAGAUGUGCUGAUGUGGGGAAGAGCUCAGCACUCCUUCACCUUUCCUGAAACACAGUUCAUUACGGUCACUGCAUACCAGAACAGCAAGAUCACUGACCUAAAGAUCAACUCCAAUCCUUUUGCAAAAGGCUUUAGAGAGAAUGGAAUGAACUGCAAGAAACAAAGAGAGGCAAGGUUAAAGAGGAAAAAUACACCCAAUCAAGAGGAGUCCCUGGAUAUUGAGUCAUGUGACCCUUGUGAUUCUACUGAGGUCCUCCAACAAUCUGUGGAACUUACAAAUUCUGCCCUGUCAAUGAUAAAUACUGGCCUUCCUAUCACAGGCCAAAACUUUCACACAGAUGUACAAUCUCUGCAAGAACAGACAGUCUCUGGCCAACCACUUGUCCUUAGUCAAGCAUUUUUGACUUCUGAGGUGUCUGACAUUCCCUCUUCAAUGGAGAGUCAACAGCAAACAACCUCGGACAAUAAUGUAAACAACACCAUGAUGGAUGGGUCUGGUCAAAUGAUGGACCUUCCUGCAUACAUGUCAACUUUUCCAACCACUCAGCUCAGCUCCUCAGUGCACCCAUCAGUACCUAUGCCUCAGUCAUCUUCCAUCUAUUCUGGUGUGUCCUCCACACAGAAUUCUGACCUUGAGCUUCCUCAGGACUCCACGACUGGCUCUCCACCCUCUAUGUCCACAUAUUCAUCUAUACUUUCAUCAGAUUUUUCUUCUCAGAUCUCCUCCACUACUUUACCAUCAUCUGCAACCUCUCCUCCAGGCUCUUCUUACCCUCCUCUAUCUCAUUGCACCUCUCCGCACCUUCUACCACCUUCAUCAUAUCACUCUCUUCUUCCACCGGACCAGUGUCAGGACAACUUAAGUCCCCAUACACCUACAGAUCCAACUUUCCAGUCUAUCCCACCUUCCUCUUGUCACCGUUCUGGGUUAACUAUUGACCCUGCUCAAAAUCAAGUAGAUGAAGGUGGAUUAAGCUCCUCCAACGCAUCAACUCCUGUUGACCAAAACUCAACUCAAACAUCUUUUCCCUUUCCUCCGGUGCAGUCCUCAAACAAUCCUGACCCAACAUCCCCUCCAUGCCAAACCCUGCCCCAAACUGCCCUCCCCUUCCCCGCUGUGGCACAGUGCAACUCCAACCCCAAUCUUACCCCAUCUGAACCAAACAUGACCCUAACUGCUUUUCCAUUUCCUCCAGCACAGUCCACUCCUAACACUAUAAUGACUCCCUCCAAUUCCAACACAACUGUCUUCCCCUUUCCCCAUGUUCAACAGAAUCAUAGCCACCACCUCAAUACUUAUGGAUCUACCCAAAUUCCAACAGCUGGUUCUUUUACACUUCCCCAAUCAUUACCUACUUCUUGUCUGAGCACUGUCACAUCAGUUACAAACCCAAUUUAUCCAACAGCUGGCCCUUUUUCCCUCCAACCCACCAAUGUUGUCCAUCAAGGCCAUAUACAGGCUGUUUCCAGCACACUUCACCCCGCCACAGCAUAUCAAGUACCGGCAUUCCCCGAAUCUCUUCCCAAGUACAACACUCCUGGAUCUAAUCCUGGUCCAAAAUCUCACCCUUCUUACCCCUUCUCCACUCACCUUCCAUCUGGUCCACAUCCUCUUCAGAGCCUAACUCUGCCAUCAUCCAACUCAAUUCAUAGCGUUCCUAGAAUCCCUAACACGGCCCAAAUUCAAUUUACACAGUCAUAUCCUAAUCCCUCCCUCUCUCACAUUCCUCCCCAAACAGCAAACCCUUCCCAGAUCUCAUCUCAGUCCUUUCCUCCCAUUCAAUCAUCAAACACCUCUCAUUUAGUGCAUGCUUCCCUUCCAAAUCCCCAUGUUGCUCCCACCUCAGCCCAUGCACAAUGCACUGCCUCUUCAAAUGCAUACCCCGCUGUUGCUCCCACUGAGAUAGGCACCUUCUCCCAGGUGAAUUCUGCUGCCCCCUAUCUACCAGAUAUGAUACUGCACCCUUCUUUGCUCCCUCCUCUGGAUCCUUCACUUUCCUCUUCUGCCCCACCCUCCAUUUAUAAUCCCUUUCCCUCCUACUCGGUACGUCUUUGCCAGGACCCACGAUCUUCCCUGCAUUUACCCCUCAGGCAUAUUUAUAGACAGCCACAGCAUGCCCAUGCUCAUGGUCAGGGGUCUUACUUUGAUCUUGGAGGAAGAGCUGUGUUCUGAGAAUGAACAGAAAAUAAGAAAUAUCUCCAAGGCGUGACCAAGAUUUCUGCAUUAGUGUAUUAAUACCUAUAGUUCUAAAGAAAGCACUGCACAUUUUGUUUAACCAUCAUUUAUGAUAGUGGAAAUGUUUAAGUAUUUCUACUGUUUGUAAGAUUUUUUGUUUGUUUGUUUGUUUGUUUUUGAUUCUGAAAUGUAGCUACUGUAGCUUUAAUCAAAUCUUUAA